Messenger RNA from Clupea harengus (Atlantic herring), 1080 nucleotides. Its product is annotated as beta-2-microglobulin-like. Lineage: Eukaryota; Metazoa; Chordata; Actinopteri; Clupeiformes; Clupeidae. The record is from RefSeq and is a predicted model, not a curated record.
UCGAUUUAGAUUGAAGAAGGGCUUCAAAGCUGCGUGAAGAUAGUCGCUUGAGUUGGUAUCAAUUUCUGGAAUUAAAGAAAGACUUUCCUUUGUCAACAUGAAAGUAACGAUUUCUCUCCUGCUUCUUGGCUUCUGUGCUCUUUCGGCAUACGGGAAACAAUCCCCUCCCAAGGUGCAGAUAUAUAGCCGUAACCCUGGCAAGUUGGAUGAAACAAACACCCUGAUCUGCCAUGUUAGUGGUUUCCACCCUCCUGAUAUCUCCAUCACCCUCCUGAAGAAUGGGGUUGAGAUCCAGGGGGCCAAGCAGACUGACCUGGCCUUUGAGUCAGGCUGGCAGUUUCACCUCACCAAGAGUGUGGCCUUCACUCCAAAGGCAGGGGAAGAGUACACCUGCAAUGUCCGGCACUUGGCAGCAACCAGGAAAUACACCUGGGAGCCUGACAUGUGAGCUGUGAAGUAAACGCUGAUAUCCUGGUCUAUCAGAUUCUGCAUCUUGGUGUUUCCUGGGAUAUAAUCAACCUUUCCUGCGUCAAGCACCGACUUCACAACCUGCACCAAUACAGGAAGAAGACGACAGUGCUACUUUUAAGCAACGAUGCAUUGACCUUUCAUAGAUUCCAGCUUUUCCAUACAUUACAGAUUAUAACAGCGGUUUGUUCAGUACUUUUAAGUACACUUUUUCAAUCCAGAUAAUGUUUUUCAAACUCAAAUAUUCAUUUUUCUUGCAGCUUGUAUAGACGUUCUUUUAAGAAUGCCAUUAUUUCCAGACUGUUUUUAGUUGCCUAGGUGGCUAGAGACACUGGAUAUGUGACACUGAAUAUUUAAUACGCUCUUCAUGUUUUACCCUGAAAAGCUACUGAAAACACAUUUUAAUAGUUUUCCAGUGUUCAGUAGAAACUGACAACCCUUCCUUUUGUUCAUGGGGCACAAACUCACUUGUUCAUCAGUGGUGCCCCUUUAUGGGUUAUGCGGGUCAAAAACAAAAAGGAAGUACUAUUUGGGCUUUGAUCACUGAUUGUGUGAUGCAUCAAUAUGCAAAAUAUUGUCUUGAUCUGCAAUAAAAUUGUUUUCCCCUUUUAA